AUGGAGAAGGAACUGUGUGUAUUCAGCCAAACAAUAGAAGAUAACAGAGACAGGUUGGAAUUAGACAGAAACAGAGAACGAGUGGAAGCAAUGAACAGUGAAUCAAUCAUUGCUGAGCAUCGUUACAACGGGGAUAUUGAAAAAGGCACUUUUAAAACUGUAGAACAACUACACAUGGGUGAAAUGAACGUAAAAUGUAAACAUUGCAAUGCAGAAAGGUUCAAAUAUGAAACAGGAAGGGUGGCAAAUAAUUGCUGUCAUGGAGGAAAAAUAACAUUACCACCAUUAACGGAAUAUCCUGAUGUACUUCAACGUCUGCGAGAAGGGAAUGACGAAGUAUCAAGACACUUCAGACAACAUAUACGAUCAUAUAAUGACGCGUUUGCGUUUGCAUCAUUUAAUUGUACCGUGGCAGAUAUGGGGAAUUCAGGACCAUAUGUGAUGAAAAUAAUCGGGGAUGUGAGUUACAAAAUGUCUACAAGUUUAGAGACCGCAAACAAUAACCGACCGAGAUAUGGACAAAUUUACAUCUACGACGUACAAACUCAGCUAGCGCUGAGAGAAAAUGAUGCAAGAAGAGCAAAUCUGUUAGAAAUUAUUGGUAGACUGAUAAUAGAUAUCAAUCCUUAUGCAGCAAAUUUUAAAACAACGUACGAGCGAUUUGUUAAGGGAGAAAGCCUGGUGAGAUUAAACUUUAUAGCACUCAAGGAAGACGAUAGACGGCGGUACAAUGCGCCAACUUGUGGUGAGCUAGCAGCUCUGAUCGUUUCCAAUGACGGGGCAGUAUCUGAAAAUAUAGAAGUACAAGUAUUUCCAAAACAAGACCGUGCAGUUGGAUAUGUGCCGAGAUAUUCGCAUCACAUUGAUCCAAUGACUUUUCCAUUACUAUUUCCGAGCGGUGAUUUAGGAUGGAGCUAUAAUAUGAAACACGUAGGAACAAACAAGAAAAUCUCUCCUGUUCAAUAUUAUGGACAUCGAUUGGCCUUACGUCGAGGCGAAGCACAGAAUCAGUUGUUGCGGAGCGGACGAUUGACACAACACUAUGUGAUUCACGCAUAUCUCACAAUUGAAUCGCAGCGUUUAUUGUUUUUAAGAAAUAAUCAGAAGCAAUUGCGUGUAGAAUGUUACAAAGGAAUGACUGAUCACAUAUCAAAUAGUGAAGCGAAUACGUCGGAUCGAACAAGACUUGGGAUCCAAAUGAUUUUACCAUCAUCAUUUUCCGGCAGCAUGCGACAUAUGCAACAGCAGUACCAAGAUGCAAUGGCAAUAACAAGGAAAGUUGGACGACCGGAUUUAUUUAUUACAAUGACAUGUAAUCCUAAGUGGCCGGAAAUAUGUACGGUAUUGAAAGAUUUUCCUACAGGUACCACUGUAAAUGACAUUCCAACAAUAGCUUGUCGAAUAUUCAACAUGCGGCUACAACAGGCACUAAAGGAAAUCGAAAGCGGUUCAGUAUUUGGAAAGAUUGAAGGAUACGUAUACACAGUUGAAUUUCAGAAAAGAGGCUUACCGCAUGCUCACAUACUAUUUAUCUUAAAUAACAAUGACAAACUUUUGACUCCAGAAGCAAUUGACAGUUUUAUAUCUGCAGAAAUACCAGACAAACGAAUACAUCAACAACUAUAUCAAUUUGUCACAUCACACAUGCUACACGGCCCUCACACAUCCAAAAUACCAUGCUGGAAUUCGGUAACGAAGUCAUGCUCAAAGAAAUUUCCGAAAGACUUAGUGGAAAAUACUGAUAUAAGCGGUGGCGGUUUUCCAAAGUAUCGCAGACGAAAAAAUACAGACAUAAAUUAUUACCGCAACCGCGUGGAAGGAAGAAAUAUCCAAGUAGACAACAGCAUGGUUGUGCCUCACAAUCCAUACCUACUUGCAAAGUACGACUGCCACAUGAACGUAGAAUAUUGUGCGUCAAUAAUGGCUAUUAAAUAUGUCUUCAAGUACAUCCACAAGGGACAUGAUCGUGCAAGAGUACAGAUAACUGAUUCAAACAGCGAGAGUGAUGGUCAGCCAAUAAUCAAUGAAAUACAGGAUUAUGUAGAUUCGCGUUACGUAGGACCGAUGGAAGCAGCUUGGCGUAUACUAGAACUGCCAAUGCAUGGACGAAGUCAUGCCGUCACACGCUUACCUGUACACCUACCGGGGCAGCAAUACGCAACGUUUGAGGAAGGUAGAGAAGUCGAAGCCGCUACAAAUGAAAAAAAGUGGAGAACCCAUCUUAUUGCAUAG
Messenger RNA from Neodiprion virginianus, 2232 nucleotides. RefSeq lists its product as uncharacterized. The record is from RefSeq and is a predicted model, not a curated record. The transcript has a single exon. The coding region runs from base 1 to 2232 and encodes 743 amino acids. Lineage: Eukaryota; Metazoa; Arthropoda; Insecta; Hymenoptera; Diprionidae.